AUGUCGGCGCCGUCUAGCCAUGGCCGUCCUUCUGGAGACUCGGACCGCUGGACGGCUUCGUCGAACACUUACAUUGCCAGCAACGCGGGCGCGUAUACCGACAAUGGCGAGGGAAGCUCCUCGCCACGGCGGAGCCAGGAUUCACGACCCAGCAACGGUGCCCCCCACGGCCUGGGAAUAGCCAUGAUGAGCAGCGACAACGAUGACUCUGCUCAGCGCAAGCAGCGCCCACGACGAAGUGGCGGCUUCCUCCUCGACUCGACCUUUCCUAGCGGCCCUCGACAGCGCCAUGGCCAUCGCGAUGCUCAUGGCGGCGACGACUCGAAAGGCAAGCGCAACUCGCGACACCAGGUAACGCACGAGAAUAAGCGAAGUUCCGCGCUGGGCGCAUCUCGAGAACACCACGGCGACAACAUAAACAUGGACAGGACUAGGCGGAGCGUACACCAGAUGCCGUCUGCAAGCCACGACAGAGACCCUUCGCCCCGGACAGAGCCAGCGCGGCAGGCUAUCGACCCCACCCACCUCGUACACAUGGCCCUUAACCUCAGCGAGAGCCGGCGCAGAAACAUUAGUACCGGCCAGCUUCUCGCAUCUCAGCCGCGCGCUGCAUCGGGGUCGCAACGUGAAGGUAGCUUUGCCAAUUAUGCUGCUGGCGGCAGUCUAAGACACUAUCUCAACGAGCAACGACGAGUCUCGAGGAACAUAUCACCAAUGGGCGGCAGAGGCUCCCCUUCGCGGCACAUGUCUACGUCCAUGCAGGGGAGCGGUUCGAUGGCGUUUCCAGGCCCACAGUCUAUCAAUCCAUCUGCUUCUACGCUUGCGCGAGUAAACAAGGCCAAGGCAUAUAUCGAGCUUCAAAUGGAGUAUCUGCGCCUACUGGAUUUCCUCCCACCCCUAAAGCCCGACGCCAAUGCUCCAGGUAACUUCAUCUUCACGUCAAGCAGCUCCCCAGGCAGUCCCCAAGCGCAUCUCACCCGUACUCCAUCACACGCCGGCAGACAGCACGAUCUCGGCCGGGCCUACAACCCCCUACAGUUCAUCCGUAAUCGCCGUAUUAGAGCUCGCGAGCGUGUGGUUCUGGAUCACCCCCCAGAAGAGUUCGAGAACAUUCAGCAGGUGCGCGAUUGGGUUGACCAGGUUGAGCAGCAUGCCAAACGUGUUGGGUACCGUCGAAAUGAUACCGUGCAUUUGCCCAAGAUUCAAGACCAUGAAGUCGCCGCUCCACCCAGUAAGCCCCCAAGGCCGCACAAGGGCUGGUUCUUCACCCCAGAAGAACUGCUUGCGGAUGCGCACUGGCUGGAGCAGGGCGAUAACAAGACACUUGUGGAAAACCGGCGUGGCCAAAAACUGUUUCCGCCCAAGGAGGCACAGCCUAGAGAUUCCUUCCAAGUGCGUACUAGCAAAGAAUUCGGUGACAAGCGAGGAAAGAGCUGGGCUGAUGCAUUGCCUGCCAUCGCACUUGAUCAUACAACGGGUGAUGAGAGUGACAAAGCAAGUGAGCGCGGACGCAAGCGAAGGUUGCUUCCAGGGCUUCGCACGGAUAGCCCCAGGGGCGGGAAGCACUCCAGAAGAGGUUCAAGGUUACGGAACCAUGACGAGCCUGAUAGCUCUGGUUCAGAGUCUGAUACAAAGAAGCGCAAGAUCCGUGUGGCUACAGAUCCGGAACACAACACCGGGCCGCUUGCUCUGCUUCUGGAGCAGCAGGCCAAAGAGUUCCAAGCCAAGUCACCAUUGGUUAUGUCGCCCAACACACCCGACAAGUGGGGCCGUAACGGAGACGUCGCAAUGGAUGACAGGCCUACUCGGGACUCACUAGAUGUCCCGCGGUUUUCAAAUGGUUUCUCGUAUCUCAAGGACCACGGCAAUUUCAAGAUUUCGCCUACACCACGCAAACCUUUAAAUCUAUCCAGCGACGAUGCCGAGCCACGGUCUUCACAUGAGCAGCAAGACAGUACUGCUCCAAACACACCCCUUACCAAACGGUUCCCAUACAUUGGCAGCGAAGCCUCGCCACCACAAAGCCGAUCCAAUUCGCAGACGAGAAAACCUAAGAGACACAAGUUUAACAAUAUUUUCCACCCGCACGACCACAGUGAGGAAAGCCAGCAUGAGGGACGACCAGGCUCCUCUGGCACAGAUAGGAAGGGAAAAUCUCAUCAAAAUAAUGGGGAGACUGCGGAUGACAAACCCAUUGGAACAGCGAUACUGGCCGCGCCAGGUGCUGUAAUGAACCUCCUGGGCCAUCGGAAAAACGACAGUGUCAGUAGUUUGCCCAGCCCGGAUAAGCUACGUCGCAGAGAGGCCCAGGAGCCACAGUCUGCUGUUACACGAUUCUUCAAGGGCGUCAGGCAUGAGGGCACAAAAGUUGGGGAUAUCAUCUUCAGACGUGAUCGAGCGGACGAUUCUGAUUCGGAAACCAUGUCUGACAACUCGGUAGAGUUUGACGAUGACAAUGGCUCUACUCGAGCUAAACAGAGCAAACGACCAUCGAUAGCCCGUACAAAUACAGGAGGCACAGAGGGCAGCAGAAUUUCUUUCCACAAGGACCGUAGCCGUCUCGACCUCCCAUCGUUCCGCCCUAUUCACGUCAUUGAUAAUGAAGAUUCCGAUGAAGAACAUCACAUUUCGCGUCAGAAUCGAGACCUGAAGGGCAGCCGUUCUCCUCGCAUUGAUCGACUUCUGCCCCCACGUAUGGAUCUAAGCGCCAUAUCCGAUCGUUCUUCUCAGGGCUCUCUCACUCUCGGCCCAAACAACAGUCAAGAACGACUUGAAGAAUCACUUGCCAAUCGUAGUGAUACAGGCGGUCUCCCUGCUGCUGGCCUGAGGAAUUUGCAAGACAGGAAAGCCAGUGGUUCGAGACCAGGAAUGAGCGGAAGACAUUGGAGCAUUGCCGACGGCGAUGAUCAAACCAUUGACCGUAAGACUAAUGCAGACAUCAUCACACAAGCAGACAUUGCUCGUGUUCGCGCAUUGUUCCUCUGCUCUGGUGUCAAAGCGAACGAAAUCGUGCGCCGCGCCCACGCUACACGAAACCCACCUCCUGAAUUCCUCGUACGCGCAGCUGCUUUGACAAACAUGAAAUUGUAUCCCGUUCCGCGCACGCAAGAACACGUUUUGGCUGCACGCAUAUUAGUCAAAGACCUCGAAGCUUCUACUAAAGCUUUGCAAUCAACUCUCGAAACCUUCCGUAACAAGGCUAUCCAGCAGCUGACGAGGCAAAUAUCUACCUUGCAAUCGACUGUGGAUUCAGAUCUUAUGCCUCGUAUCUUGGAAGGCGGCGACAAAGCUGUGCGUGUCACGAGCGAAGUAUCCGGCCAGGGAUCACUCCAAGUCAAGCAAAUCACUGACGAGAUUGACCGCAUGAUCAGAGCACGGAAGCGCCGAAUGAGAUGGAUGCGAGGCUUUGGCUGGAUGCUAAAGGUGUUUGUCGCCCAAGGCAGCUCGAGCAUUCAUGCUCAGUCGUCCAAGGGUCCGUCUUCAUUUGCGGCACUUGCUGCGGCAUUUGUCCCUACAGCCGUGGUUGCCAUUCUAUACGUAGUCAUCUUCAUCUUCAUCAGGCCGAGCUUCCCCAAGAUUUACUCUCCAAGAACGUACAUUGGAACCGUUGAAGAAAAGCAUCGUACGCCAUGUAAAAAAUCACCGGGUUACUUUGACUGGGUUCACACUUACCGGACACUCCCCGAUAAGUUUGUUCUAUAUCAUCAGUCGCUCGAUUCGUACUUAUUUCUUCGCUUCCUGCGGACAUUGAUUUUCAUCUGCGUUGUUGGCGCCGCCAUUACCUGGCCUAUUCUUAUGCCGGCGAACUGGACAGGUGGUGGCAGGUCAAAGGAGCUGAAUCGCCUUGGUAUUGGCAAUGUCAAGGACAAGAACCACUUGUACGCUCAUGCUGUCGUUGCUUGGGUUUUCUUCAGCCUCGUCAUGUUCACGGUUGCGCGCGAAAGACUAUGGCUCAUAGGGUUGCGACAAGCGUGGAACCUGUCGAAGACCAACGCAAAGAGACUGUCCUCACGUACUGUUCUUUACCUCUCAGCACCUACUGCGGCUCUCGAUGAAGCCAACAUGCAGCGAUUCUUUGGCGAGGAUGCAGUCAGAAUUUGGCCAGUUACCAAGGGCGAUAAGCUUGUAUCCCUGGUUUCUGAAAGAGACUCGAAAGUUGAGAAGCUAGAGAGUGCUGAGCUGUCGUUUGUUCUGAACAUCAACAAGGAAGUCAACAAAAGUCACAAUGGCAACAUCAAAUACGAGCAGCUGCCGAAGCAGAUGACAAAGUCACUAAGGCCAACCCACAAAUCAAAGACACCAGUUGUUGGUAAGGAGGUUGACAGCAUCAGCUACUAUCGAGAUCAGAUCAAGGAGAAAGAGGAUGAAGUACAGAAAGCUCGUGAAUCGAACGAGACCGCUGGGAAUCUUGGCGGAGCAGCGGCAGUAUUCGUCGAGUUCCGCACACAGCCUGCAGCCCAGCGAGCAUACCAACAAAUUGCAUCCGCUGACAUUCUUUCUCUUACACCUCGAUUUGUAGGGACCGUGCCUAGCGAGAUCGUUUGGUCUAAUCUGGUGCUGCCACCCGCCCGCCGUAUAUCACAAAGCGGUAUCGCACUAUCUCUGGUCAUCGCCACCAUUGUAUUCUGGUCCAUUCCUGUGUCUAUUGUUGGUGCUAUCUCCAAUAUACAGUAUUUGGCAGAAAACUUCAAAUGGCUUGCAUUCCUCAACAAACUACCGCCUUCCCUCAUGAGCCUUCUGAGCGGCCUGAUUCCCCCGUUGUUGCUGAGCGCUCUGGCCAGAUGGGUGCCAGAUAUCUUCAGAUAUAUUUUCACGACUUUCGGAGACCCUACGAAAUCUGUGAUUGAACUCAAGGUGCUGAAAUGGCACUAUGUCUUUCAAGUACUUCAAGUCUUCCUUAUCACCACGCUAUCGUCUGGAGCUGCUGCGGUAGCAUCUCAAAUUGCACAAGAUCCAAGCUCAGUACCUCAACUUUUGGCAGAGCGUCUUCCUAGGGCAUCAAAUACCUACCUUACGUAUUUUGUCGUGCAGGCAUUGACAAAUGCCCCCAGCAACGUCUUGAACUACUCUGACGUCCUUUUCUACAUCUUCUACGACAAUUUCAUUGAUAAGACACCUCGCCAAAAGUACAAGACUCACACGACAUUGAGAGGCAUGGCUUGGGGCAAGCUGUUUCCAAAGUAUGUCAACUUUGUGAUUAUUGCAAUUGCAUACUCUUGCAUCGCUCCUCUUGUGCUUGGCUUUGCUGCCAUCGGCCUCACAAUUUUCUACUGGAGCUACCGAUACCAACUGCUUUACACUGUGCAGCCAAAGAUCGAUACCAAAGGACAUGCCUACACGCUUUCUCUUCAGCACAUUCUCACGGGAAUCUACAUUGCCGAGCUUUGCCUCAUUGGCAUCUUUAGCUUGCACAAUGCCAGGGGUCCUUUGUUCAUGCUUGUGCUACUACUUAUUGCCACGGCCAUAUUCAACUACACCACCAAUCGCUACUUUGCUCCACUCGAGCAGUACCUUCCCGCAGACCUUGCUCUCGAAUCGGAAGACGAUGAACAGUCACCCCUACUCUCCUCAGCAGAAGAAGGCGAGUCAGAUGCGUUGCAACAUGCAGAGUCAAGAGUUGCUCGUUUAAGCGAACGAACGCGUGUGCCAUCAAACGUUAUCUCGCCCUUUGCACGCUUCUUACAGCCACACGUGUUCGCCAGUCAUACCGCGAUGAAAAGCUGGGUCCGUGAUGGCGAUUUUGACGACGAAGAACCAGAGUAUAGCGACGAUGAUGUCAAAAAGGCGUACCUCCAUCCAGCUUAUUCGAGCAAGCCGCCGGUUGUUUGGCUGGCGAAAGAUGCUAUUGGCGUGAGUAAGAAGGAGAUUAGCGAGAAUGAGAAUGUGGGAUUGAAGGCUAGUGAUGAGGGUGCGUGGGUCACAGGGGAUGGCAAGGUGAAGUGGGCUGUGGAUAACUUUGAGGAGGUGCCUAUUUUCAAAAAGGAUAUCAAAUGGUAG
Bipolaris sorokiniana ND90Pr is the source of this 5997-nucleotide messenger RNA. RefSeq lists its product as uncharacterized. The transcript has 5 exons. The coding region runs from base 1 to 5997 and encodes 1998 amino acids. The record is from RefSeq and is a predicted model, not a curated record. Gene Ontology annotation, cellular component: membrane. NCBI's taxonomy places the organism in Eukaryota, Fungi, Ascomycota, Dothideomycetes, Pleosporales, Pleosporaceae.